Molecule: messenger RNA, 1629 nt
Organism: Solanum pennellii
Lineage: Eukaryota; Viridiplantae; Streptophyta; Magnoliopsida; Solanales; Solanaceae
Product: feruloyl CoA ortho-hydroxylase 2-like
Exons: 2
Coding region: 441-1511 (356 amino acids)
Source: RefSeq, a predicted model, not a curated record
UAUUUUAUGAUAAAAUUUGAAAUAUUAAAUAAAAAAAUCAAUUCAAGAAUUUUUUGUUUAGGUCAUCAAUAUAUCAUCUACAUACCCCACCCCCACUCUCUUCAAAUAAUUGAAGGAAUGAUUUUUUUUAAAUCAUUUGAUACGUGUUAUUUAUAUUGAGUUUAAACUUGCGUUAAAAAAGUCUUACAUUGAGAAGUAAAACAAUCUCUAAUGAAAAUAAUACUGUAUCUAGAGAAAUCUAAAUUCGAGAAAUUUGAUUAAAAAUUUAAGAUGUUCUAUCACUUUACCAUGAUCCCUCGUUACCAGAUGAAGGAAUGAUUCAAUCUUCCAUUAUUUCAUAGCCCCCCCCCCUCUUCUUCCCUCUCCCCUAUAUACACACCAUUAAAACAACCUCAAAUUUCUAUUUUCCACUAGUACACACAUAUCAAGAUUCAACACAAAUGUCUUCAUCGAAAUUUGAACCAAAUGAUGACAUACUUGAUUUUGUAAUCAAGAAAGCAAAUGGACUAAAAGGUCUAGUAGACACAAACCUUGAAGUUAUACCAAAUCAAUGCAUUCAACCAAAAGAACAAAGACUAGACAAAUCUCAAAUUGAUAAUCAAGAAUCAAUUCCCACAAUUGAUUUAUCAAAUUUUGAUGAUUUAAGUGUUGAAAAAUCGAUUCAAGAAGCAGCAAGCAAGUGGGGUUUCUUUCAAAUCAUCAAUCAUGGCAUCCCAAUCGAAGUUCUUGAUGAUUUAAAGAAAGCAGGACACAAGUUCUUUGAAUUGCCAGCUGAAGAAAAAGUUAAGUAUAGUACAGAAAGCUAUAGCGCUGGUGAAUCUGUGUUGAUGUUUUGGAGUGCUAUUGGUGAGAAAGAUGAGAAAGUCUUGGAGUGGAGGGAUACUAUAAGACAUGGAUGUAAUCCACAAAAUGAUAGCAAUCUUUGGCCUUCUCAAACAAGGAACCAAGUCUUGGAGUAUAAAAAGUGGGCUACACCACUUGCUAAAAAAUUGCUUGAGGUGUUAUUGAAGGGUCUCAAUGUCAAUGAAAUUGAUGAAUCAUUAGAACCUCUCUUGAUGGGAACUAAGGCUAUCAACAUAAACUACUAUCCACCAUGCCCAAAUCCAAGUAUCGCCAUUGGUAUUCGUCGACACUGCGAUGUGUCCUGCAUCACUCUGCUCCUCCAGGACGACACAGGAGGCCUAUAUGUCCGAGGGACUAAAGGCGAUAACUGGAUCCACGUAAGUCCUAUCAAAGGUGCCUUAGCGGUUAACAUAGGUAACUCAUUGCAAAUCAUGAGCAACGAUCGAUACAAAAGUAUCGAGCAUUGUGUAUCAGUUGAUUCUAGCAGGGGUCGAAUAUCUGUACCGCUAUUUUUUAAUCCCAGUCCUGACAGUGUCAUCGGUCCAUUCCCACAAAUAGUAAAAGAUGGAGAAAAACUGUACAAACAUGUUUUGUACUCUGAUUAUUGGGAUCAUUACUUCAGUAAGAGGCCUUCUGGUAAAGCAUCACUAGAUUUUGCUAAAAUUUGACGUUUUAAUCUACAAAUUUCUUGUUAUUUAAAUCUUAUUAUAUUUUCAAAUUUGUUAUUAUGUAAUGACAAAUAGUGUAUGUUUACAUAAUAUUCGAGUUGGUAUAAUUAUGUCGUUA